ACGGCGGACCCCCGGCUUCCUGACGGGGACGCAGCGCAAAGAGGAAGCGCGGCGGCCCCGAGUCUCCCUGAGCCAUGGGCAAUGAGGCGAGCUUGGAAGGGGAAGGGCUCCCCGAAGGGCUGGCGGCAGCAGCGGCCGCGGCCGCCGGAGGAGGGGCUGGCGGGGCGGGGAGCCCCUUGCACACCGUGAUUCCGGCCGGCAUGGAGGCAGAUCUGAGCCAGCUGAGCGAAGAGGAGAGGAGACAGAUCGCCGCUGUCAUGUCAAGGGCGCAGGGUCUGCCCAAGGGAAGCGUUCCCGUGGCCGCUGCGGAGCCGCCUUCCUUGCACAGGAAACAAGAGUUGGAUAGUAGUCACCCUUCAAAGCCACCAGGAAAACCACCGGACCCCGGGCGUCCAGCUCAGCCUGGUCUCAGUAAAAGUAGAACUACAGACACUUUGCGGUCGGAGCAGAAAUUGCCUGGAAGGAGUCCGUCCACUAUUAGUUUGAAAGAAUCAAAGUCCAGAACUGAUUUUAAGGAAGAGCACAAGUCUAGCAUGAUGCCUGGCUUCCUCUCAGAGGUUAACCCUUUAAGUGCUGUCUCAUCUGUUGUAAAUAAAUUCAAUCCUUUUGAUUUGAUAUCAGACUCUGAUGCAUCCCAGGAAGACGCUGCCAAGAAACAAAAAAUAGCUCAGAAGGAACAAGGAAAACCUGAAGGAAUGACAAAGCCUCCGUCACAACAGUCACCCAAGUCAAUUCCUAAGCAGCAAGGACCUGUCAGCACCCCACUUCAGCAGGAUAGCACUCCCAAAUCAGUAUCUUCUCAGCAACCAGAAAAAAUGAAAUCACAACCUCCAGGGACUGGAAAGCCAAUUCAGGGGCUUACCCAGGCUCCUCAGACAGACCAGACAAAAUUGCCACUUCAAAGAGAUGCAACUAGGCCUCAGACUAAACAGGCAGACACAGUCAAGGGAGAAUCAGUCAAACCCUUACUGCAAAGCCAAUCCAAGCCACCAACUCAAGAAGCAAGCCCUGGAAAACCUCCAGUGCAGCAGCCUGGACCUGAAAAACCUUCCACGCCACAGCCUGGACCUGCAAAAACAACUCAGCAAGCAGGGCCAGCGAAGGCCCUAGCUCAAGCUGGGACAGCAAAGCCCUCAGCUCAGCAGCUGACAGCAAAACCCCCAGUCCAGCCACCAGGGACAGCAAAGCCGGCAUCUCAGCCUCCAGGACCAGCAAAGCACCCAGCCCAGCAUGUGGGAACACCAAAAUCUCCAGCGCAGCCACCUGGGCCUACAAAGACCCCAGCACAGCAGGCUGGGCCAGUAAAGUCUCUGGCUCAGCAGCCUGGGCCAGGAAAGACUCCUGCUCAACAGCCUGGCCCCACAAAGCCACCUCCUCAACAGCCUGGCCCAGCAAAACCUCCUGCUCAACAGCCUGGCCCAGCAAAACCCCCUGCUCAACAGCCUGGCCCAGCAAAGCCCCCUGCUCAACAGCCUGGCCCAGCAAAGCCCCCUGCUCAACAGCCUGGCCCAGCAAAGCCCCCUGCUCAACAGCCUGGCCCAGCAAAGCCCUCUGCUCAACAGCCUGGCCCAGCAAAGCCCUCUGCUCAACAGCCUGGCCCAGCAAAGCCAUCAGCUCAGCAAUCUGCAGAACCAGUAAGCCAGGCAGGACCCGGGAAACCUCAGCCACUGACUUCAUCUGCAGCCCAAAUUCCGGUGCAGGGCCCCCCGAAAACCAUCUGUCCUCUUUGCAAUACCACUGAAUUGCUGUUGCAUGUUCCGGAAAAGGCCAAUUUUAACACAUGCACUGGAUGUAAAACCACUGUGUGUAGCCUCUGUGGUUUUAAUCCCAAUCCCCAUAUAACUGAGGUAAAAGAGUGGCUCUGUUUAAACUGUCAGAUGCAAAGGGCUCUAGGAGGUGACCUGGCUCCAAUUCCGCCAUCACCCCAGCCCAAACCGAAGACAGCCCCAGUUACUCCUGCAUCAGUGGUGAGCAAACCAUCCCCACAGUCACAGCAGAUUCCUCCAAAGAAGGAUCCUGCAUCCAAACAGGAUAUCCCAAAGGCACCUGAGUCUAAAAAGCCCCCACCACUAGUGAAACAACCAACCCUUCAUGGCUCUCCCCCAGCCCCAGCCAAGCAGCCUCCUGGGGCAGAGUCCUCAUCUAAGCCAGUGCCUCCCAAAGAGCCUUCUGUCCCGCCCGAGCAGGCCAAGGUCCCCAUGGCUGAUGAUAAACCAAAGCAGCCCAAGACGGCGAAAUCAGCCACAGACAUUGUGUCUUCUUUGUCAACAGCAACAAGGCCUGACAUUCCAAGCUCCAAAGGACAGUCACAGGAUCAAGAGAAAACAACUCCUCCUUUAAAAACAGACUCUGCCAAAACUUCACAGAGUUUUCCACCAACAGGAGAAAAAGUCACCCCACUCGAUUCUAAAGUGAUACCGCGACCUGCAUCAGAUUCGAAAAUUAUUUCACAUCCUGGGCCUAGUGUGGAGAGCAAAGGUCAAAAACAAGUUGAUCCAGUUCAAAAGAAGGAAGAACCCAAGAAAGCACAAACCAAAAUCAGUCCUAAGCCAGAUGCCAAGCCUAUGCCAAAAGGGGCACCAACACCUCCAGGCCCACGACCUGCCACUGGCCAAACUGCCCCCCCAUCUCAACAGCCACCAAAGCCUCAGGAGCAGUCAAGACGUUUUAGUCUGAACCUGGGAAGUAUUACUGAUGCUCCUAAAUCACAGCCCACCACUCCUCAAGAAACUGUGACUGGGAAACUAUUUGGGUUUGGAGCGUCGAUCUUCAGCCAGGCAUCAACUCUUAUCUCCACAGCAAGCCAGCCUGGAUCUCAUUCACAAAGUGGGCCAGGGGGCCCUGCAAAGCCGGUCUCUUCUCCUUCACAGCCACCUUCUUCUCAGGGGCCACCCAAAUCUACCAGUCAGGUACCGCCAGCACCUGCAAAGGUUACACCUGUGAAAAAGGAAACAAAAGCUCCAGUAGCUGAAAAAUUAGAGCCCAAAGCUGAACAACUUCCAACAGUAAAAAGAACAGAAACAGAAAAGAAGCCUCUGCCUGUUAAGGAUAGCAAACCUUCAACAGCUGAGCCCCAAAAGGCUGCCCUGCCCCCCAAACUGGAGAAAACCCCCAGACCCGAAUCAGCCUGUCCUCUCUGCAAAACUGAACUCAACAUAGGUUCUAAGGAUCCUCCUAACUUCAACACUUGCACUGAAUGCAAGAAUCAAGUGUGUAAUCUUUGUGGAUUUAACCCUACUCCACACCUGACUGAGAUUCAAGAAUGGCUUUGUUUAAAUUGCCAGACCCAGAGAGCGAUAUCAGGACAGCUUGGCGACAUAGGCAAAAUGCCCCCUACACCAUUAGGACCAAAAGCCUCUUCUACACCUGUUCCUACAGAACAAUCACCUCAGAAAACAGCAACACCUGGACAAGUAAAAGUUAAAAAGAAGGAACAAGAAAUAAAAACAAAAAGUGAAAAAAUCAUUCCAGAAAAAGUAAAAGAAACACCUGUCAUUGAAAAAAUGUCCCCUGAGGUAACCACAGAUCAAAAACAAGAAGAGAGUAAACAAGAAAAAGUCAAAGUUUUAGCCCCUCAAGAAAAAAGGGCAGUCUCUGAAGAAAAAAAACCACUUUCAGAAGAUAAAAAGCCAACCACUGAAGGAAAAAGGCCACCUCCUCAAGAAAAAAGGCCACCUCCUGAAGAAAAAAAGCUACCUCCUGAAGGAAAAAGGCCACCUCCUGAAGAAAAAAGGCCACCUCCUGAAGAAAAAAGGCCACCUUCUGAAGAGAAAGGACCACCUCCUGAAGAAAAAAAGCCCCCUCUUGAAGAAAAAAUGCCACCUCCUGAAGAAAAAAGGCCACCUUCUGAAGAAAAAGGGCCACCUCCUGAAGAGAAAAGGCCACCUCUUGAAAUUAAAAAGCCAACUUCUAAAGACCAAAUGCCAACCCCUGAAGAAAAAAAGGUUCCCCCAGGAGCAAAAACAUUAGCUCUAGAGGAGGAACAGAAACAUGACUUUCUUAAAACUCACGUACAAAUUGCUGAAGAAACGCUUGAAGGCAGAGUAGCUCCACAGGCAACCCAGGAGAAGAAACCAUCACAGAUGGAGAGGGAAGAUUCAGCAACUGGGGUGCUUCAGACUUUGCCUGAGGAAGAUGAUGGGACAACUAAAAAAAUAAAAGAUCAACCACAGGCAGUUUGCACAGUAAAGCCUGAUCAGGUGGAACCUGGGAAAGAAAAAACAGAAAAGGAAGAUGACAAAUCAGACACCUCAAGUUCUCAACAGCCUAAAAGCCCACAAGGUCUGAGUGACACAGGAUAUUCUUCUGAUGGCAUAUCAGGGUCACUUGGUGAAAUUCCAAGUCUUAUUCCAAGUGAUGAAAAAGAUUUGCUCAAAGGUCUCAAAAAGGACUCUUUUUUACAAGAAAGCGGUCCCUCCAGCCCCUCAGAUUUGGCUAAGUUGGAAAGUACUGUCCUAUCCAUUUUGGAAGCCCAGGCAAGUACACUGGUUGAAGAAAUGUCAGGAAAGAAAACACAACCUCAAAUGGUUUCUCCUGAGCAGCCUAAGGAUGAUGAGCAGAAGACUCAGGGAUUAAGUGAAACAUUGGAAACUAUAAUUUCAGAAGAGAAGCUCAAAGAGAGUCGAGAAGAAAAAGAUACUUUUACAAAAGAUGGUCAAAAAGAUGCUCCUUCCAGAAAGGACCACAAAGAAAAGUCUGAGUUUGUUGAUGACAUAGCUACAAGAAGACAGCUUUAUGAUUCAGUUGAAGACAGUAGCGAAAGUGAAAACUCACCUGUUCCACAAAGAAAACGGAGAACUAGUAUCGGUUCAUCAAGCAGUGACGAGUAUAAACAGGAAGAUAGUCAAGGAUCAGGUGAAGAGGAGGACUUUAUCCGCAAACAGAUCAUAGAAAUGAGUGCUGAUGAAGAUGCUUCAGGUUCUGAAGAUGACGAGUUCAUUAGGGACCAGCUCAAAGAGAUCAGUAGUACUAUUGAGAGCCAGAGGAAGGAAGAAACAAAAGGGAAAGGGAAAGUAACAGCAGGGAAACACAAGCGACUGACUCGAAAAAGUAGCACAAGCUUUGAUGAUGAUGCAGGGAGACGCCAUUCAUGGCAUGAUGAAGAUGAUGAGACAUUUGAUGAAAGUCCUGAAAUUAAAUACAGAGAAACUAAAAGUCAGGAGAGUGAAGAACUUGUCGUUGCUGGUGGAGGAGGGCUACGUCGAUUUAAAACGAUUGAACUCAACAGCACAAUUGCAGAUAAAUAUUCUGCAGAAUCAUCACAGAAAAAAACAGCAUUGUAUUUUGACGAAGAGCCAGAAUUAGAAAUGGAAAGCCUGACAGACUCACCAGAAGAUAGGUCAAGAGGGGAAGGAUCUUCUAGUCUUCAUGCUUCCAGCUUCACUCCUGGCACAUCCCCUACAUCGGUGUCAUCACUUGAUGAGGACAGUGACAGUAGCCCGAGUCACAAAAAAGGAGAGAGCAAACAGCAACGCAAAGCUCGGCACAGAUCUCAUGGUCCUCUUUUACCUACUAUUGAAGAUUCUUCAGAGGAAGAAGAAUUGAGAGAGGAAGAAGAAUUAUUGAAGGAGCAAGAAAAGCAGCGGGAAUUAGAACAGCAACAAAGAAAGAGUUCUAGUAAAAAAUCAAAGAAAGACAAAGAUGAACUUCGAGCUCAGAGAAGGAGGGAAAGACCAAAGACACCACCCAGUAAUCUCUCUCCCAUUGAGGAUGCGUCUCCAACAGAAGAACUGCGUCAGGCUGCAGAAAUGGAGGAGCUCCAUCGAUCUUCUUGUUCUGAAUAUUCACCCAGCAUAGAGUCAGAUCCAGAAGGUUUUGAAAUAAGCCCAGAAAAAAUAAUAGAAGUGCAAAAAGUUUAUAAAUUGCCCACAGCUGUGUCUUUAUACUCACCGACGGAUGAACAUUCUAUUAUGCAGAGAGAUGGUGGCCAAAAGGUAUUAAAAAGUGCUGAGGAGAUAUAUGAAGAAAUGAUGCAUAAAACCCACAAAUAUAAAGCUUUUCCAGCUGCAAAUGAACGAGAUGAAAUAUUCGAAAAGGAGCCUUUGUAUGGUGGGAUGCUAAUAGAAGAUUACAUUUAUGAAUCUUUAGUAGAGGACACAUACAAUGGUUCAGUUGAUAGCAGUCUGCUAACAAGGCAAGAAGAUGAAAAUGGGUUUAUGCAGCAGAGAGGGAGAGAGCAAAAAAUAAGACUUCCAGAACAGAUUUAUGAUGAUCCUAUGCAGAAAAUUACAGACCUCCAGAAAGAGUUUUAUGAGUUAGAAAGCUUACAUUCUGUUGUGCCUCAAGAAGACAUUGUUUCAAGUUCUUAUAUUAUCCCAGAAAGCCAUGAGAUAGUGGAUCUGGGUAGUAUGGUAACUUCUACCAGUGAAGAAAAAAAAUUACUAGAUGCUGAUGCUGCCUAUGAAGAACUCAUGAAGAGGCAACAGAUGGAGUUAACACCUGAAUCCAGUCCAACCCAGCCCCCCAUCAGGGAUGACAUGACAGAGUCCACUAUGGACUUUGAUAGGUUGCCCGAUGCAUCUUUGACAUCAAGUAUUCUUUCAGGAGCAUCUCUUACAGAUUCAACCAGCAGUGCAACACUCUCUAUUCCAGAUGUUAAAAUAACCCAACAUUUUUCAACAGAGGAAAUUGAAGAUGAAUAUGUAACCGAUUAUACAAGAGAAAUUCAAGAGAUAAUUGCCCAUGAAUCAUUUAUUUUGACAUACCCUGAGCCUUCAGAAAGUGCUACAGCUUUUCCACCCUCUGACACCCCUUCCCUCACAUCAUCUGUUUCUUCAGUUUGUACCACAGAUAGCUCCUCACCCAUCACCACCCUUGAUAGCAUAACCACAGUUUAUACAGAGCCAGUAGACAUAGUAACUAAGUUUGAAGAUUCUGAGAUUUCUUCAUCAACAUACUUUCCAGGCAGCAUUAUAGACUAUCCAGAAGAAAUAAGUAUAUCUUUAGAUCAGACUGCCACACCAGAUGGUAGAACUAGUGCUGAUCAUAUUGAGAUUUCAUUAUCUGAUAUGCUACCCUCUGUCUUAGAAUCUGAAGAAACUAAACCCAAGGGGCUAAUUGCUGAUACCAUUUCCACUGACUUAUCUAUACCUGAAAAAGACCCAGCGAAGAAAGCAAAGAAGGAAACUGGGAAUGGAAUUAUUCUGGAAGUUUUGGAAGCUUACAGAGAUAAGAGGAAGGAGUCAGAGGUUGAACUAACAAAAAUUAGCUUAUCUGAAACUGUGUUUGAUCAACCACCUUCUGGAAUAGUCCUUCCAAUGAAGGAACAAGUUUCAACUGCAUGCUUUAUAUCUGAAGAAGUCUUUGGUCAAGCAAAACCUGCAUCUCAGUUACCACCUGGAAGUCCUUCUGUUUCCUCUCUUCCAACUAAUACACGUGUAUUCUUACGAAGUUCUUCUUUGGACAUAUCAGCUCAGCCUCCUCCCCCUCCUCCUCCACCCCCACCCCCUCCUCCACCUCCACCUCCUCCUCCUCCCCCACCGCUUCCUCCACCAACCUCACCUAAACCCGCUAUUCAUCCUAAAAAAAAGUUAACAGUUACAGCUCCAGUGACUCUAACUAUGACAGCUAUACCUCUAGUUGACACUGUUACUCCUGAAGAGACCACAGUUGUUCCAAGGAGUAAUGGGUUACCUGUAACAAAAAUAUGUACCACUGCACCUCCACCUGUUCCCCCUAAGCCAUCUUCAAUUCCAUCUGGACUUGUAUUUACACAUAGACCUGAGCCUAGCAAACCUCCCAUUGCCCCUAAACCAUCAGUUCCACAGCUUCCAGUAACUACACAAAAACCAAUAGAAAUGCACCCCAAACCAACAGGUCUACCUUCAACUUCAAAUAUGACAUUAAAUUUAGUCACCACAGCAGAUUAUAAAUUGCCUUCCCCUACUUCUCCACUUUCCCCUCACUCUAACAAGUCCUCACCAAGAUUUUCCAAAUCCCUCAUGGAAACUUACGUGGUUAUCACACUGCCAUCUGAACCUGGGACUCCAACAGAUUCUUCAGCUAGUCAAGCAAUUACCAGUUGGCCCCUGGGAUCACCCUCCAAAGAUCUCAUGGCCAUUGAACCAGUGUUUUCUGUAGUUCCUCCUGUGACAGCUGCAGAAAUUUCACACCCAUCAGAACAGAGCCUCUACAUUUCAGGAGCUUUGGAGACAUUUUCUGCUCUUCCUAUCACAACACUAUCUUCGUGUCAAGCAGCUCCAAGUUCAGUUACACAGUUUCUUACAACUGAAGUCUCUAAGGCUGAGGUUUCAGCAGCCAGAAGUACAGUCCCUAGUGUUGGUCUCGGCAGUGUCUGUAUAACAAUUCCUCCAGAGCCUCUUGCUUUAGACAACCUAAAUUUAGAAAAGCAUCAGCAUAAAGAAGAUGGAAAGUUACAACUUAUCGGUGAUGCCAUUGAUUUACGUACAGUACCAAAAGUGGAAAUUAAAGUAACUGAAAAGUGUAUGGAUCUUUCUGCUUCUACAAUGGAUUUGAAAAGGCAGACUACAACAAAUGAAGCUUAUGGGAGACAGAUCAGUGCUGUCCAACCCUCUAUUAUAAAUCUCAGUGCAACUUCAUCAGUAGUGACUCCAGCAUCCCUGGUCACUGAGACAGUGACUGCUGCCACAUGCACAGUUGGUGCAAGUUACACUGCAGGCACAGAAAGCUUUGUGGGUAUAAGACAUGCAACAACAACACCACUUCAGCUUACUACAUCAAAGCAUACUGAGCUCCCAUACAGGAUACCAAGUGGCCAGUCUUUUCCUACAGUUAGGCAGGAAGCACCAAUAAACUUAUCUUUAGGUACUUCAGCACAUGCAAUGGCACUGGCUACUACAAAGCCUGUUACUGUGCCUCCUGUUGGUGUGACAAAUGGAUGGAGUGAUAGCACCACAUCCCAGGGAAUCACUGAUGGAGAAGUAGUGGAUCUCAGUACAACAAAGUCUCAUAGAACUGUUGUAACAGUGGAUGAAUCUACUUCAAGUGUGGUGACCAAAAUAAUAGAAGAUGAUGAAAAACCUGUUGAUCUGACUGCAGGGAGAAGAGCUGUGUGCUGUGAUGUGGUUUAUAAGUUACCUUUUGGAAGGAGCUGCACAGCACAGCAGCCUGCAACUACUCUACCUGAGGAUCGUUUUGGUUAUAGGGAUGACCACUAUCAGUAUGAUCGAUCAGGGUCAUAUGGAUACAGAGGGAUUGGGGGAAUGAAGCCUUCCAUGUCUGACACUAACUUAGCAGAAGCUGGACAUUUUUUCUAUAAAAGUAAGAAUGCUUUUGAUUAUUCAGGAGAAACUGAUGCAGCAGUAGAUCUAACUUCAGGGAGAAGUUCUGCAGGUGAGGUAAUGGAUUAUUCAAGCAAGACUACAGGUCCGUAUCCAGAAACACGACAAGUCAUUUCAGGAGUUGGGAUUAGUACCCCGCAGUAUUCCACAGCAAGAAUGACCCCACCUCCAGGACCCCAGUAUGGUGUGGGAAGUGUUUUGAGGUCAACUAACGGCAUUGUCUAUUCUUCAGUGGCAACUCCAAUCCCCUCCACAUUUGCUAUCACCACACAACCUGGUUCCAUUUUCAGCACCACUGUGAGGGAUCUGUCUGGUGUGCACACAACUGAUGCAGCGACUUCAUUAUCCACCCUGCACCAGAGCCAGCCAAUGCCUAGAUCAUAUUUCUUAACAACAGGUGCAUCUGAAACAGACAUUGUAGUAACUGGUAUUGAUAUCAAUGCCAGUCUGCAAACUAUUACUAUGGAAACUCUUACUGCUGAGACAAUAGACUCAGUUCCCACUUUAACCACAGCAUCUGAAGUGUUUUCUGAUGUGGUGGGAGAUGAAAGUGCUAUUUUAAUUGUCCCUGAAGAAGAUAAACAACAGCAGCAACUAGACCUGGAGCGUGAGCUCUUGGAACUGGAGAAAAUUAAGCAACAGCGUUUUGCUGAGGAGUUGGAGUGGGAACGUCAAGAAAUUCAAAGGUUCCGGGAACAAGAAAAGAUCAUGGUUCAGAAAAAGCUGGAGGAACUGCAGUCUAUGAAGCAGCACCUUCUCUAUCAGCAGGAAGAAGAACGUCAAGCCCAGUUCAUGAUGAGGCAGGAGACGUUAGCUCAGCAGCAGUUACAGCUGGAGCAGAUCCAGCAGCUGCAGCAACAGCUUCACCAGCAGUUAGAGGAGCAAAAAAUUCGCCAGAUCUACCAGUAUAACUAUGAUCCUUCUGGAACUGCUUCUCCACAAACCACAACAGAGCAGGCAAUGUUGGAAGGUCAGUAUGCUGCCCCAGAAGGCAGUCAGUUUUGGGCAGCUGAAGAUGCAACCACUACCGCCUCAGCCGUUGUGGCAAUUGAAAUACCACAAAGCCAAGGAUGGUACACGGUUCAGUCUGAUGGUGUUACUCAGUACAUUGCCCCACCUGGCAUCCUGAGUACAGUUUCAGAAAUACCUUUAACAGACGUUGUUGUAAAAGAUGAAAAACAACCCAAAAAGAGAAGUUCUGGAGCUAAAGCCCGUGGACAGUAUGAUGAGGUAGGGGAAAAUAUGGCAGAAGAUCCCCGCUGUUUUAAAAAGAUAGUAGACAGUGGUGUUCAAACUGACGAUGAAGACGCGGCAGAUCGGAGUUACACGAGUAGGAGAAGGAAAACUAAAAAGAGCGUUGACACAAGUGUCCAGACUGAUGAUGAAGAUCAGGAUGAAUGGGAUAUGCCCACUAGAUCAAGGAGAAAAGCCCGUGUGGCAAAGUAUGCUGACAGCACUGCAGAGGCUGAGAAGACCAAACCCCUUUCCAAAGUCUCCAGCAUAGCAGUUCAAACAGUGGCAGAGAUAUCUGUGCAAACUGAACCGGUUGGAACCAUACGAACACCUUCGAUACGGGCACGCGUGGAUGCCAAGGUAGAAAUAAUUAAACACAUUUCAGCACCUGAAAAGACUUACAAAGGGGGCAGUUUAGGAUGUCAAACAGAAGCAGAUUCAGACACACAGAGUCCUCAAUAUCUGAGUGCCACAUCUCCACCCAAAGACAAGAAACGCCCAACACCUUUAGAGAUUGGUUAUUCAUCUCACCUUCGGGCAGAUUCCACACUACAGCUGGCUCCUUCCCCACCCAAAUCUCCAAAAGUCCUUUAUUCACCCAUCUCACCACUUUCACCAGGCAAAGCCUUAGAAUCAGCCUUUGUACCUUAUGAAAAACCCCUCCCUGAUGAUGUAAGUCCACAGAAAGUACUGCAUCCAGAUAUGGCUAAAGUUCCCCCAGCGAGUCCUAAGACAGCCAAGAUGAUGCAGCGGUCCAUGUCUGACCCCAAGCCUCUGAGUCCAACAGCAGAUGAAAGUUCCAGGGCUCCUUUUCAGUAUACCGAGGGCUACACGACAAAAAGUUCUCAAACCAUAACACCCUCUGGCACCCAGAAAAAAGUUAAGAGAACUCUGCCAAACCCACCUCCUGAGGAGACCUCAGCAGGGACUCAGUCGACUUACAGCACAAUGGGCACAGUUUCCAGGAGAAGGAUCUGCAGAACCAACACAAUGGCACGGGCCAAGAUUCUCCAGGAUAUAGACAGAGAACUUGAUCUUGUAGAGAGGGAAUCUGCAAAACUUAGGAAGAAGCAAGCAGAACUUGAUGAGGAAGAAAAGGAGAUUGAUGCCAAGUUACGGUACCUGGAAAUGGGAAUUAACAGGAGGAAAGAGGCAUUGUUAAAAGAGAGAGAAAAGAGAGAGCGAGCCUACCUCCAGGGAGUGGCCGAGGACCGGGAUUACAUGUCUGACAGUGAGGUGAGCAGCACCAGACCAACCCGAAUAGAAAGUCAGCAUGGCAUAGAGCGACCAAGAACUGCUCCCCAAACUGAAUUCAGCCAGUUUAUACCCCCACAGACCCAAACAGAAUCUCAGCUAGUUCCUCCUACAAGUCCUUAUACGCAAUACCAAUACUCUUCCCCUGCUCUUCCUACCCAAGCACCUACCCCAUACACCCAACAAUCCCAUUUUCAGCAACAAACUUUGUACCACCAGCAGGUUUCGCCUUACCAGACUCAGCCCACAUUUCAAGCUGUGGCAACAAUGUCCUUCACACCUCAGGCUCAACCUACACCAACCCCACAACCUUCUUAUCAGUUACCAUCGCAGAUGAUGGUGAUACAACAAAAGCCACGGCAAACUACAUUAUAUUUGGAGCCCAAGAUAACUUCAAACUAUGAGGUGAUUCGCAACCAACCCCUGAUGAUAGCACCUGUUUCUACUGAUAAUACAUAUGCUGUUUCCCAUCUUGGUAGUAAGUACAAUAGCUUAGACUUGAGAAUAGGAUUGGAGGAGAGAAGUAGCAUGGCAAGCAGUCCAAUAUCAAGCAUAUCUGCAGAUUCUUUUUAUGCAGAUAUUGACCAUCAUACUUCUCGAAAUUUUGUCCUAAUUGAUGACAUUGGAGAGAUUACCAAAGGAACAGCAGCAUUAACCACUGCAUUUAGCCUUCAUGAAAAGGAUCUGUCAAAAACAGACCGACUCCUUAGAACCACCGAAACACGGAGGUCUCAAGAAGUGACAGAUUUCCUAGCACCAUUACAGACUUCCUCCAGAUUGCAUAGUUAUGUGAAAGCAGAGGAUGAUCCAAUGGAGGAUCCUUAUGAAUUAAAGCUUCUGAAGCAUCAGAUUAAACAAGAAUUCCGUAGAGGGGCAGAGAGCUUAGAUCACCUUGCUGGUCUUUCCCAUUAUUACCAUGCGGAUACUAGCUACAGACAUUUUCCAAAAUCUGAAAAGUACAGCAUUAGUAGACUCACACUUGAAAAGCAAGCAGCAAAACAACUGCCAGCAGCCAUACUUUACCAAAAGCAGUCAAAACAUAAGAAAUCACUAAUUGACCCUAAAAUGUCAAAAUUUUCACCUAUUCAAGAGAGUAGAGACCUUGAACCUGAUUAUUCAAGCUAUAUGACUUCUGGCACUUCAUCUAUUGGUGGAAUUUCUUCCAGAGCAAGGCUCCUUCAAGAUGAUAUCACCUUUGGCCUCAGAAAAAAUAUUACAGACCAACAAAAAUUUAUGGGAUCAUCUCUUGGCACAGGACUUGGUACCUUGGGAAAUACCAUUCGGUCAGCUCUGCAGGAUGAAGCAGAUAAGCCAUACAGUAGUGGGAGCAGGUCCAGACCUUCUUCCAGACCUUCUUCUGUUUAUGGGCUUGAUUUAUCACUCAAAAGAGAUUCUUCCAGCUCUUCCCUAAGACUGAAAGCUCAAGAGGCUGAAGCUCUAGACGUUUCCUUUGGUCAUGCAUCACCCUCUGGCAGAACUAAGCCUACCAGUUUGCCAAUUAGCCAGAGUAGAGGAAGAAUACCAAUUGUGGCCCAGAAUUCUGAAGAAGAAAGUCCACUCAGCCCUGUUGGCCAGCCAAUGGGAAUGGCCAGAGCUGCAGCUGGACCACUGCCACCAAUAUCUGCAGACACCAGAGAUCAGUUUGGAUCAAGUCAUUCACUGCCUGAAGUUCAGCAACACAUGAGAGAAGAAUCACGGACUCGAGGCUAUGACCGUGACAUAGCAUUCAUUAUGGAUGACUUCCAACAUGCCAUGUCAGACAGUGAAGCUUAUCACCUGCGUCGUGAAGAAACAGAUUGGUUUGACAAACCCAGGGAGUCUCGUUUGGAAAAUGGACAUGGUCUGGAUCGAAAACUGCCAGAAAGAUUGGUCCACUCUAGACCACUCAGUCAACAUCAAGAGCAAAUUCUACAGAUGAAUGGGAAGACUGUGCACUACAUCUUUCCUCAUGCAAGGAUAAAAAUAACUAAAGACUCUAAGGAUCACACAGUUUCAGGUAAUGGAUUAGGAAUUAGAAUUGUGGGUGGUAAAGAAAUCCCUGGACAUAGCGGAGAAAUUGGAGCCUAUAUCGCCAAGAUUCUCCCCGGGGGAAGUGCAGAACAGACAGGGAGACUUACGGAAGGGAUGCAAGUAUUGGAAUGGAAUGGAAUUCCUUUAACUUCUAAAACGUAUGAAGAAGUGCAGAGUAUCAUUAGUCAGCAAAGUGGGGAAGCAGAAAUAUGUGUAAGACUGGACCUCAAUAUGCUAUCAGAUUCUGAAAAUCCCCAACAUCUAGAACUGCAUGAACCACCAAAAUCUGUCGAUAAAGCAAAAUCCCCAGGGGUUGAUCCUAAGCAACUGGCAGCAGAGCUCCAGAAGGUUUCGCUGCAGCAGUCGCCGCUGGUCCUGUCCUCCGUCGUUGAAAAAGGGUCCCACGUGCAUUCAGGUCCUGCAUCAGCAGGAUCCAGCUCCGUCCCCAGCCCUGGGCAACCAGGGUCACCCUCAGUGAGCAAAAAGAAACACAGCAGCAGCAGCAGCAAGCCUACUGAUGCAACAAAGGUUGUCUCCCAUCCAAUUACAGGGGAAAUUCAGCUUCAAAUCAACUAUGAUCUUGGAAAUCUCAUAAUACAUAUUCUCCAAGCAAGAAACCUAGUCCCUCGAGACAACAAUGGUUAUUCUGACCCCUUUGUUAAAGUGUACCUUCUUCCAGGGCGAGGUCAAGUCAUGGUUGUCCAGAAUGCAAGUGCUGAGUACAAGAGAAGGACUAAAUAUGUUCAGAAAAGUCUUAAUCCUGAGUGGAAUCAAACAGUAAUUUAUAAAAGUAUCUCCAUGGAACAGCUCAAGAAGAAAACACUGGAGGUGACAGUGUGGGACUAUGAUAGAUUUUCUUCCAAUGACUUUCUUGGUGAGGUAUUGAUUGAUUUAUCUAGCACAUCUCACCUCGAUAACACCCCUAGGUGGUAUCCUCUCAAAGAACAGACAGAAAGUAUUGAUCAUGGCAAGUCGCACUCCAGUCAAAGCAGCCAGCAGUCCCCAAAGCCAUCUGUCAUUAAAAGCAGAAGCCAUGGCAUCUUCCCUGACCCAGCCAAGGACAUGCAGGUUCCCACCAUUGAGAAAUCCCAUAGUAGUCCCGGUAGCUCGAAAUCCUCAUCUGAAGGCCAUCUCCGUUCUCAUGGACCAUCUCGCAGCCAAAGCAAAACCAGCGUCACUCAAACCCACCUGGAAGACGCAGGGGCUGCUAUAGCCGCUGCUGAAGCCGCUGUGCAACAACUCCGCCUUCAACCAAGUAAAAGACGCAAAUAAAUUCCUCAGCAUGGCAGCUUAAUGUUCAUCUGUUGCCUUUCUUUCCUGCUGUCCUUUCCUGUUUGCUUUCUGUUCUUGGCAUACCCUGCUCACUCUGUUCUCUGUCCCUUUGUCUGUGUAAGAACUAUCAAUACAUAAAUAUGCUCUUUCUUAUUUAGAUUUUUUAGUUUACAUAGACUGCAGUAAAACUGGCUGUUUCUACUUCGUCUCCACCAUCCAUCCAACCUGGCUCAUAGUGUUUGGUAGCUGUGUCUGUGAUGUUUGCAGGCAAACAAUGUUGUGUGUCCUUUUUGUGUGCACUGAACUAUCCUUUAGAGUACAGGAAUUAUAAGCACAAUGGCUGCCAAUUUUCCAGGCAUUACACCAAACACACACACACACAUGCAGGCAUUUAAAACAGAUUAUUCAUGAGAUUCUCACAUCUAAAAACACUCAAAAAUUUGAGGCAGAAGAGCAAUAUGACCAACAGUCAAGUUUUAGAACCUAGGGUGAAAAGCCAUUUUAAGUUUAAAAACAUUAACAGAUUAUGCGUGUGAAAUGUCGUUUUUUUGUGGGAAACUGCCGUCUUUGGGAAAAAGAAAUCUAUGAAGUAAAUCACAUUUCUUAUAUUCUCAAGAAAGUACAGAAUAUUAAUAUGUAUAUAAGUAGAUGCGAUGAGGCAGUACAACCUCAUUAAGGAACAUAAUCGGGUCCAUUCUGUUGGAUCCUGCUUUGUAUAUGAUAACAGAGAACGUUUAUGUUAUUUUUUUUCUAGCCUUUGGAAAUCCUUUGACAGUAAAAUAUCACUUAAAGCAUAACAACUUAUCCAUCUUAACUGCUGCAUCUUCAUUUAAUUUGUGAAAACUUAGUCGAUCGAUAUAUAAAGACUUAAAUACAGAGAUUUUUACAAAUGUCGGUGGGCUGUUACUUCCGAGAGGCACUAGCCAGACAAUGGAGAAAGAUGAGCACAUUCUCCCUAUCGCCCAAAGCCAUCAUUUCCAAAGAAACAGCCAGUUUUAACCCCCUUUAGCGCUGUGCAUGUGGUGUCAUUUUGGCAUUUGAAAACACAACUUACUUAAAUAGAGCGAAAGAUCACUUCUGUUUGCAUGACUAACCUUUAAGCUGGUUUCCUCUGAGGAUACAUACUCUGGGUUUCCAUCUCACCCACACUGCCCCAGCAGCACAUAAAAGCGGUCAGUCUAAUCAUGCCAGGAAGCAGCACAGACACAGCAUAGCAGGAGUCCUCCCCAUUCAAAGAACUCAGUCUGAUAAUCUGCCUCCACCAGCCAAUGGCAACCAAGACCAAAGCCAGCUAGCCCUCAGG
Messenger RNA from Pteronotus mesoamericanus, 16332 nucleotides. It is a transcript of the gene PCLO, whose product is annotated as piccolo presynaptic cytomatrix protein. Gene Ontology annotation, cellular component: GABA-ergic synapse; cytoskeleton of presynaptic active zone; glutamatergic synapse. Gene Ontology annotation, molecular function: metal ion binding; protein binding; structural constituent of presynaptic active zone. The coding region runs from base 75 to 15029 and encodes 4984 amino acids. Gene Ontology annotation, biological process: protein localization to synapse; presynaptic active zone assembly. The transcript has 20 exons. Lineage: Eukaryota; Metazoa; Chordata; Mammalia; Chiroptera; Mormoopidae. The record is from RefSeq and is a predicted model, not a curated record.